AUGCUAUAUGAUACAAUUAUAGUUCCUAUAAAUAACCACACAUUAUCAUAUUUUAAGUUUGAAAGGUUCACAGUGACUCAUUUAUUCUUCCUGAUCAUAAUUUUUAAUCUUUAUUUUGUCCAGGGAAAACAUGAAAAGAAUCAAAAUAAUAAUGAUGCCACUGGAUAUGCACCACGUAAAAUCCACUGUGACUUUCCCGAAAAUGUUUCUUUAGUAAGAGAAGCAAGUUCCAUAUCAACCAAUGAAUCUCGGUGGUUAAAGCAAAGAAAAAAAAUUACUGUCCCUGCAUUAUAUGAUUUUUUAGAAAGAUCAAUGACUUCUUUUAAAAAUAAAGAAGAAGUUAGUUUGAUUCUAGAAACAUUAUUUAAUGCCAGAAGCAAGGAUCAUAUAGAUACAGAAACGCUGUCAAGUCCACAGAUUGGUGUUGCAAUAUCUGGUGGUGGUUACAGAUCCAUGUUGACCGGUGCCGGGGUUUUAGCUGCCAUGGACGCAAGAACUAAGGAUUCUGUUACCCAUGGUCUUGGUGGUCUAUUGCAAGCAACUUCAUACAUUGCAGGUAUCUCUGGUGGUAACUGGUUAGUAGGAUCUUUAGCAUGGAAUAAUUGGACCUCCGUACAAUCUAUUUUAGACAAUAUGCAUGUAGAAGAUUCCAUUUGGGAUCUUGAUGAUUCAAUUAUAUCACCUGGUGGACUCAAUAUUAUUAAAACAGCACAGAGGUGGGACCAUAUCUCAGGCGCAAUAGAUGCCAAGAGAGACGCGGGGUUUGAGACCUCUCUGACUGAUGUUUGGGGACGAGCCUUAUCUUAUCAUUUUUUCCCUAAAUUGAAUAGAGGUGGUAUUGACUAUACAUGGAGCUCAUUACGUGAAUCAAAUGUUUUCAGAAAUGGUGAAAUGCCAUUUCCCAUAUCGGUAGCAGAUGGUAGAUACCCUGGUACUAAGGUAAUUAAUUUAAAUGCUACCAUCUUUGAAUUCAAUCCAUUUGAAAUGGGAUCAUGGGAUCCUUCGUUAAAUGCAUUCAUUGAUGUCAAAUAUAUUGGUACCAAUGUGUCUAAUGGUAUUCCUGAUAAUAUCAAUAGUUGUGUAGUUAAUUAUGAUAAUACUGCAUUUGUCCUGGGCACAUCUGCAACUCUGUUUAAUCAAUUCUUAUUGAGAAUAAAUUCAACAAAAAUGCCAAGAUUUAUCAGACGUUUAGGAACACAUAUUUUAAAGGGAAUUUCACAAGAUUUUAAUGAUGUUGCUGUAUAUCAUCCAAACCCAUUUAAAGAUACUAAAUUUGUUGAAACAAAUUUUACUACAAGUAUUACCGAAUCUGAUUUCUUAUUUUUAGUUGAUGGUGGUGAGGACGAUGAAAAUAUUCCAUUUGUUCCAUUAGUACAAAGAGACAGAAAUCUAGAUAUAAUAUUUGCUGUGGAUUCUUCUGCUGAUAUGGAAAUACAAUGGCCAGAUGGUUCCUCAUUAGUACAUACAUACGAACGUCAAUUUGUACAUCAAGGUAAACAAAUGGCUUUCCCAUAUGUUCCAGACACAAACACAUUUGUUAACCUUGGAUUGAAUAAAAGACCUACCUUUUUUGGUUGUGAUGGUCAAAACUUGACUUCUUUAAAAUAUAUCCCGCCUUUAAUCGUUUAUCUACCUAAUUCCGAGUACUCAUUUAAUAGUAAUCAAAGCGCCUUCAAACUGUCUUACACUGAAAGACAAAGAAGAGAAAUGAUCCAAAAUGGGUUCGAAAUCGCUACCAGAAAUAAUUUUACAGAUGAUCCUGAUUUCUUAGGUUGCAUAGGUUGUGCAAUUAUGAGGAGGAAACAAGAGUCUCUAAGCUUGCCUUGGCCGCAAGAAUGUGAAGCAUGCUUUAUCAACUACUGCUGGGAUGGUACAUUGGAUAUCAAGGAACUGCCUGAUUAUAUGAAAGAUGUACAUGGCUCAUUUAUUUAUGAAAAUAAUGGUGAUGGUAAUAAUACAACGGUAGUUACAGAAAGUGAGUUGGUAAAUGGACAAACAUUACUACUUAGUGACAUAUCAUACUUACGAAAAUCAAAUUCAAAGACAGUUAAAGAAAAACAAAUAAAAAUCAAUUUAAAAAUUAUUUUCUUAUUAAUCUGUGCAUUAACGUUCUUAAUAAGUCUUAUAUGA
Molecule: messenger RNA, 2130 nt
Organism: Arxiozyma heterogenica
Lineage: Eukaryota; Fungi; Ascomycota; Saccharomycetes; Saccharomycetales; Saccharomycetaceae
Gene: PLB3
Product: lysophospholipase
Exons: 1
Coding region: 1-2130 (709 amino acids)
Biological process (GO): glycerophospholipid catabolic process
Cellular component (GO): plasma membrane; intracellular membrane-bounded organelle; cytosol
Molecular function (GO): A2-type glycerophospholipase activity
Source: RefSeq, a predicted model, not a curated record